AAGACGCCAUGAAAGCACCUUCACUAAAUGCUAUAUAUAUUUACAUAACUUCGUAACUCAUCUCAGACAUCAUUACACCAACCUUUGUUUUUUCGUUAGGGCGAAACCCACAUUAUUUUUUGGGCUCCCUCUUUGGUCUAUUUCGUUUUCUUUUCAACUAACUCGAAUCCCCUUAUUCCAUUAUUUUAUAGCUAUCAUAAUUUAUAAUUAGUUUCUUUGCUCAGAACAUUUUCUGGGUAUCUUUAUUAUUUUUUUCACCAAUUUUUUUGCGGGGUGAUUCUCUUUUCGAGUUUCCGACUCAGCCAUGAAUGCCCUCGCCGCAACGAGCCGUAACUUUCGCCAAGCGGCGCGUCUUCUUGGUCUUGACUCCAAGAUAGAGAAGAGUCUCUUGAUCCCUUUCAGAGAGAUCAAGGUGGAGUGCACGAUCCCCAAGGAUGAUGGAAGCUUGGUCUCGUACGUUGGAUUCAGAGUACAACAUGACAAUGCACGUGGACCCAUGAAGGGAGGAAUCAGAUAUCAUCCUGAGGUUGACCCUGAUGAAGUGAACGCUCUAGCACAACUUAUGACCUGGAAGACUGCUGUGGCAGACAUUCCAUACGGUGGAGCAAAGGGUGGAAUUGGGUGCGACCCAAGGGAGUUAAGUAAGAGUGAAUUGGAGCGUCUCACUCGUGUCUUUACCCAAAAAAUCCAUGACCUCAUUGGGAUUCAUACUGAUGUGCCAGCACCGGAUAUGGGAACUAAUGCCCAGACAAUGGCGUGGAUUUUGGAUGAGUACUCAAAGUUUCAUGGUCACUCACCUGCUGUUGUGACAGGAAAGCCCAUUGACCUUGGUGGCUCACUCGGUCGAGAGGCUGCAACUGGGCGCGGUGUUGUCUUUGCUACAGAAGCUUUGCUCGCUGAAUAUGGGAAGUCAGUCAAGGACUUGAAAUUUGUCAUUCAGGGGUUUGGAAAUGUGGGCUCUUGGGCAGCUAAGCUGAUUCAUGAAAGUGGUGGCAAGAUUGUUGCAAUAAGUGAUAUCAGUGGUGCAAUUAAGAACCCCAAUGGAAUUGAUAUACCGGAAUUGCUGAAGCACAAAGAAAGCACUGGUAGCUUACUAAAUUUUGCUGGGGGAGAUGUCAUGGAUCCAGCUGAACUGCUUGUACAUGAAUGCGAUGUUCUCAUCCCUUGUGCUUUGGGUGGAGUUCUCAACAAGGAAAAUGCUGGAAAUGUUAAGGCCAAGUUCAUAGUAGAGGCAGCAAACCAUCCAACUGAUCCUGAAGCAGAUGAGAUUCUGUCUAAGAAAGGAGUUAUCAUUCUUCCCGACAUAUACGCAAAUGCUGGUGGUGUGACUGUUAGCUAUUUCGAGUGGGUUCAGAAUAUUCAAGGUUUCAUGUGGGACGAAGAGAAGGUGAACAAUGAACUUAAGCGGUACAUGACCGGAGCUUUCCAUAACAUCAAGGGCAUGUGCAAAACGCACAAUUGUAAUCUGAGAAUGGGAGCCUUUACAUUGGGAGUUAACCGUGUAGCGCGUGCCACCGUUCUUAGGGGAUGGGAAGCAUAAAGAGAGAGCUAUUCAGUCAGCUCGUUGCGUUUUCGUCUAUAUUAUCCACCUUCCUAAGGGGAUUGGGGAAGCAUUUUCUUAUGUUAUGCUUGUUUAGUCAAUGUCGAACAGGGCAGCCUCUUUACAUCCCUCAAAAAUGAAUAACUUGUGACAUUGUUAAACUGAUUACUCAUUCAUUUGGGAAAUUAUUAAUAAAUUUUAUUAAAAAUAUCAGUAAUGUUAUUUUCAA
Molecule: messenger RNA, 1769 nt
Organism: Humulus lupulus (European hop)
Lineage: Eukaryota; Viridiplantae; Streptophyta; Magnoliopsida; Rosales; Cannabaceae
Product: glutamate dehydrogenase A
Exons: 9
Coding region: 305-1540 (411 amino acids)
Biological process (GO): L-glutamate catabolic process
Cellular component (GO): mitochondrion
Molecular function (GO): L-glutamate dehydrogenase (NAD+) activity
Source: RefSeq, a predicted model, not a curated record